Messenger RNA from Besnoitia besnoiti, 1212 nucleotides. RefSeq lists its product as uncharacterized. The record is from RefSeq and is a predicted model, not a curated record. The coding region runs from base 1 to 1212 and encodes 403 amino acids. The transcript has 3 exons. NCBI's taxonomy places the organism in Eukaryota, Apicomplexa, Conoidasida, Eucoccidiorida, Sarcocystidae.
AUGUCCGACUGCCUUCUCUCCGGUCUUGGCAAGGCCUAUUUUCGUCGAGAACGUCGGGUUUUUCCAGGGGCGUACACCCCCCUCCCGAGGGGCGUAAGGCCCUUUGGAGAAGCCCCACCAAGGGUCGCGGCCCGGCCCCUAAAGGACGCAGCUACCCCAGGCGACGGCGCGGCGGUGCUGUCAGAUUCCGACCCUAAGCGCAACGGAGUGAAGACCGGCGUCUUCGGCUUGCCUGCGCACAGACGGCCCCUCGCGUGGACCACCGGCUCCCGCAGAGAGACGCCCGGAAGCGGCAGUGGAGAAGCCAAGGUCGAGGGGGUGUACGUACAGCCGGCUGAGAGACCGGACGCCGGGCCUCGGCCUCGGCGAAGCCGGUUCGCAUCGCCGCGUUUCUCUCUGGCGCAGGCGGCUCUGGCUGCGGCCUCGCAUCGCCUUGUCUUCGCAAGACGAGACCUCCUACAGACAAACGCCUCCUUCUCAGAGUGCACGCGCGCUCGGCUCGAGAUCUCAGCAAAGCAUCGAACCUCCUUGCGCCUCACUUCCGCGGACGCCCGCUCGCUGGCGACUUCGUCUGCGUGUGACGCAUCUGCCGCGCCUGCUUAUUCUUGUUGCAUUCGCCCCGACUGCGCCUGUCCUUCGGAGCCUUGGGCGUCGUCGCUGCCACACGCCGGCGGCGGCAGAGACAGGAGCCCAGAGGCGCGCGCCGGUCUCGGCGUGCAACCACGUCUGGAGCGCAGCUGCAGCUGCCGCGCCGUCCUCUGCGCGUGCGCGGCACCGGCUGCCCUCGAUGUCGCGCAGGAGGAGACGCGAACGCUCUCCUGGGCGCAGCUCUUCGAUCUGCUGAGAAACAACACAGCCUCGCUCGGCACGCCACACGUGGCGGUCGAUCGCCUGCCAGACUGCUGCAAGGGCGAGACCGGGCCAGAGCCCCCACAGUCCCCACAGUCCCCACAGUCCCCACAGUCCCCACAGUCCCCACCGACCCCGGCGAGCCCGCAAGAGGGAAGAGACGAGCCCGGAGGCAAAGCAGAGGGCGCCAAGGCGACUCUGGGAAAUCGCGCGCCUGCGGCCAGAGGCAAACGCUGGGAGCUCCUCGGCGUGGCCUCGAUUGCACAGGGCCCGGGGACGCCUCCCUUCGCGGACGGAGACUCGGCGCGUCUCGAGCUGCCUCGCCUGCGUCACCUGACGCUCGGCCGCACCCAUGAGGUGUAG